UGGAAGUCCCGCAGCUGCAGCCAUGAAGUGCCUCCUGCUCGCUCUCAGCGUGGCCCUGGUGUGCGGCACCCAGGACAUCUUUGUGCCCCAGACCGGGGAGGACCUGGACGUCCAGAAGGUGGCCGGGACCUGGUACUCCAUGGCCAUGGCAGCCAGCGACCUCGCCCUGCUGAGCACCCAGGACGCCCCCCUGAGGAUGUACGUCAAGGAGCUGCGGCCCACCCCCCAGGGCGACCUGGAGAUCAUGGUGCACAGACGGGAGGACGGCAGCUGUGUCCAGGGCAAGAUCUUCGCGGAGAAAACCGAGGUCCCUGCCGAGUUCAAGAUCAACACCAGGACCCCGAAGGUGGACCAGGUGGCCAUGGAGCAGUUCGGCCGGGCCAUGAAGCUGCUGCCCAUACACGUCCAGAUGGUCUUCACCCCGGCCCAGGCGGAAGGUGACGCCUCCAGCCGGGCACGCCUGGUCUCCCCCGACGACCCCCUGAGGCUGGCUCUCCGUUCCAUCGAGACGCGGGACGGGGACCUGGAGUUCGUCUUGUUCUGGACGUAA
This is a messenger RNA of Myotis brandtii (Brandt's bat), 550 nucleotides long. Its product is annotated as beta-lactoglobulin-like. The coding region runs from base 23 to 550 and encodes 175 amino acids. Gene Ontology annotation, molecular function: small molecule binding. The transcript has 4 exons. Lineage: Eukaryota; Metazoa; Chordata; Mammalia; Chiroptera; Vespertilionidae. The record is from RefSeq and is a predicted model, not a curated record.